Molecule: messenger RNA, 3936 nt
Organism: Olea europaea var. sylvestris
Lineage: Eukaryota; Viridiplantae; Streptophyta; Magnoliopsida; Lamiales; Oleaceae
Product: spliceosome-associated protein 130 A
Exons: 13
Coding region: 134-3862 (1242 amino acids)
Biological process (GO): mRNA splicing, via spliceosome
Cellular component (GO): nucleus; U2 snRNP
Molecular function (GO): U2 snRNA binding; protein binding
Source: RefSeq, a predicted model, not a curated record
UGUGCGCCCUGGCCGAGCCCUCUGAAAUGCGUAAGUGAAGCAUCGUCCAAACAGCAAAUCUAUUGUCCACCGAACUUACAAUAAAAUCCUAGUCCCUCUAUCCACGGCUAAUCAGAGCACCAAAGAGGGGACAAUGGCAGUUUUGGAGGAAGAAUCUUCAUCAUCAUCGAAACCAGGGGUGGUUAAUCACGGUAAUAACAAAUCACAAUCAUCCUCAAACAGUAACUCCGCUGCUUGUUAUUUGGCCAAAACAGUCCUCACGAGCAGCGUCGUUCUUCAAGUCGUCCGCGGCCACUUCCGCUCCUCUUCGUCCUCCGAUGUCAUUUUCGGAAAGGAGACAUCCAUAGAGAUGGUGAUAAUUGACAAUGAUGGGAUUGUUCAAUCUAUUUCUGAGCAACCUGUGUUUGGCAUUAUAAAAGAUCUUGCUGUUCUCCCGUGGAACAAGAGGUUUCAAGCACAAAGUCCAAAGUUGCUGGGGAAGGAUAUAUUGGUAGUCCUUUCUGAUUCAGGGAAGCUAUCAUUUCUCUCCUUUUGCAACGAAAUGCACAGGUUUUUCCCAUUGACACACUUUCAACUUUCCUCUCCUGGAAACUCAAGAUAUCAACUUGGAAGGAUGUUAGCUGUUGAUUCCAGUGGCUGUUAUGUUGCUGCUAGUGCAUAUGAAGACAGGUUGGCUAUUUUCUCGAUCUCAAUGUCUGCCAGUGGCGAUAUCAUUGAUAAGAGGAUCUUUUGUCCUCCUGAAAAUGAAGGCAGCUUGACAACUGCUAGUGGUUUUACUAAUAUUUCUGGUACCAUAUGGAGCAUGUGCUUCAUCUCAAAAGAUUGCCAUCAAUUAAGUGAAGAGCACAACCCUGUGUUAGCCAUUCUUUUGAAUAGGAGGGGAUCUUUUUACCGGAAUGAGCUUUUGUUAUUGGAAUGGAAUAUUGUCAAACAAGCCGUCCAUGUAAUAUAUCAGUUUGCUGAAGCUGGACCCCUAGCUCAUCAUAUAGUUGAAGUCCCUAAUUCUCAUGGAUGUGCCUUCCUGUUCAGGGCUGGCGAUGCUCUCUUAAUGGAUUUUAGGGAUGUUCGUAACCCUUGUUGUGUUUAUAAAACAAGCUUGAAUUUUACACCUCCUUUAGCGGAGGAACUGAGUUUUGUAGAGGACACUAUUGGAAUACCUGAUAUUAUGGAUGAAGAAGGAAUCUAUAGUGUUGCUGCCUCAGCCUUGUUGGAGCUUAGUGACAUGAAUAAAAAUGAUGAUCCCAUGAACAUUGAUGAUUAUAGCACAAAACCAGGUUCCAAUUAUGUCUGCUCGUGGAGUUGGGAGCCUGGUAACUUAACUAACCCUAGGAUGAUUUUUAGUGCAGAUACUGGAGAACUCUACAUGAUUCAAGUUUUUUUGGAGUCUGAUGACCUUAGAGUAAACCUAUCUGAUUGUCUUUACAAAGGCCCACCAUCUAAAGCCCUGUUAUGGGUUGAGGGUGGGUUUUUGGCAGCAGUUGUUGACAUGGCUGAUGGAAUGGUCUUAAAAUUGGAGGAUGGAUUACUACAGUACAGAGGUCCAAUUCAAAGCGUUGCACCAAUCUUGGAUAUUUCAGUUGUUGAUCACCCUGAUGAAAACCAUGAUCAAAUAUUUGCUUGCUCUGGGAUGGCACCCGAGGGGACGUUACGAGUCAUUCGAAAUGGUAUCAGUGUGGAGAAGUUAUUGAAAACUAGUCCUAUUUAUCAUUGUGUAACUGGUACUUGGACAGUUAAAAUGAAAGUUUCUGAUCCUUAUCAUUCUUUUCUUGUGCUAUCAUUUGUUGAAGAGACGAGAGUACUUUCCGUUGGUCUAAGCUUCACUGAUGUGACUGAUUCAGUUGGUUUUCAGCCCGAUGUCUGUACUUUGGCAUGCGGUCUCGUGGCUGAUGGUGUGAUGAUCCAGAUUCACCAAUGUGGAAUUAGACUCUGCGUGCCUGUUAGAGCUGUGCAUCCAGAAGGUGUUCCUUUGUCAUCUCCAGUAUGCACGUCAUGGUUCCCUGAUAAUAUGACUCUAAGUCUUGGAGCGGUUGGAUGCAAUUUGAUUGUUGUAGCCACUUCCAGUCCGUACUUAUUAUUUGUUCUUGGUGUUAGAUCUUUAUCAGCUUAUCAUUAUGAAAUAUAUCAGAUGCAGUGCAUAAGAUUGCAAAAUGAGUUGUCUUGUAUUUCCAUACCUCAAAAGUGCCCGAAGCACUCUCUGAUGAAUUAUGCAGAUAACAAGCCUGUGGCCGUACCAACUGAAAUUAACAUCGAUAAUAUAUUCGUUAUUGGUACCCAUAAGCCUUCAGUAGAAGUCAUAUCCUUUGUACCUGAUAAGGGCCUGAAAGUUCUUGCUACGGGAAUCAUUUCAUUAACCAACACUGUGGGAACUGCUAUUAGUGGCUGUAUUCCUCAAGACGUGAGGCUUGUCUUAGUUGAUCGGCUGUAUGUUCUUUCUGGAUUAAGGAACGGGAUGCUACUUAGGUUCGAGUGGCCUGUUGAAUCUGCAGUUUCCUCUACAAAGUUACCCAGUCAUCAAAAUUUUGUUGAUUCGUGCUUGGUAAAUUCCCAUGCCUCGUUGAAACCCAUGUCUCCAAACUACGGAAUCCCACUAAUUUUUACAUCCAAUUCAUCUGGGAUGGCUAAGGGAGACUUUCCAGUUAGUCUUGAGCUUAUUGCAGUGCGCCGUAUCGGUAUCACACCUGUUUUCUUGGUUCCAUUGAGUGAUUCCCUUGAUGCUGAUAUGAUUGCUCUCAGUGAUAGACCUUGGUUAUUGCAGACUGCUAGGCACAGUCUAUCCUAUACAUCAAUUUCCUUUCAACCUUCCACUCAUCUCACUCCUGUGUCCUCAAUUGAAUGCCCCAGAGGAGUUCUAUUUGUUGCAGAGAACAGUCUUCAUUUGGUGGAAAUGGUGCCAAGUAAGAGGCUCAAUGUGCAAAAGUUUCCUCUUGGUGGCACUCCAAGGAAAGUUUUAUAUCAUAGUGAAAGCAGGUUGUUGAUUGUCAUGAGGACUGAAUUAGACAAUGAAUGUUCAUCCGAUGUUUGUUGUAUAGAUCCUUUGAGUGGGUCAGUGUUGUCAUCUUUCAAAUUUGAACCUGGAGAGAUUGGAAAAUGCAUGGAGUUAGUAAAGGUUGGAGAUGAAUGUGUUUUGGUGAUUGGAACUAGCCAAUCAGCUGGUCCAGCUAUAAUGCCCAGUGGAGAAGCUGAGAGCACGAAAGGCCGUUUGCUGGUUCUUUGCCUUGAACAUAUGCGAAAUUCAGAGAGCAGUGCCAUCAUGCUGUAUUCAAAGGCUGGUUCAUCUUCACAAUGGAGUUCACCUUUUUGUGACGUUGGUGGUUAUGCAGCCGAACAACUCUCUAGCAGUAGUGUCUGCAGCAGCCCAGAUGAUAAUAGCUCUGAUGGGAUCAAGCUUGAAGAAACUGAAUCAUGGCACUUGCGAUUGGCUUAUUCAACCAUCUGGCCAGGGAUGGUUCUUGCUCUCUGUCCUUACCUUGGUCGUUAUUUCCUGGCCUCUGCUGGUAACUCUUUUUAUGUUUGCGGUUUUUCAAAUGAUAACUCCCAUCGCGUGAGAAGAUUAGCUGUUGGAAGAACACGUUUCAUGAUCAUGACCUUGACUGCAUAUUUCACCAGGAUAGCUGUUGGUGAUUGCCGUGAUGGUGUUCUUUUCUAUUCAUAUCAUGAGGAUGCCAGAAAACUGGAGCAAGUUUAUUGUGAUCCUGUCCAGAGGCUAGUUGCUGAUUGUGUUCUUAUGGAUGUUAAUACUGCCGUUGUUUCAGAUCGGAAGGGGAGUAUUGCUGUCUUGUCAUGUGCCAAUUAUUUAGAAGCUUAUGCAGCUUCUGUUGCACCGUCUGGGGUGCUGAAAUCCAACUCUGAAUGGCAAAGAUAAUGCAAGUCCGGAGAGAAAUUUGACAUUGAGUUGUUCAUAUUAUAUGGGAGACAUUGCCAUGCGCAUAAAGAAGG